Messenger RNA from Cygnus olor (mute swan), 5809 nucleotides. It is a transcript of the gene RADX, whose product is annotated as RPA1 related single stranded DNA binding protein, X-linked. Bases 165 to 2900 code for a protein of 911 amino acids. Gene Ontology annotation, biological process: regulation of DNA repair. The transcript is spliced from 14 exons. The record is from RefSeq and is a predicted model, not a curated record. Gene Ontology annotation, molecular function: single-stranded DNA binding. Gene Ontology annotation, cellular component: replication fork. NCBI's taxonomy places the organism in Eukaryota, Metazoa, Chordata, Aves, Anseriformes, Anatidae.
GCAGCAGCCCCGCCCCCGGCCGCGCCAUGGCGGCGCCGCGGCUCAGCCCCUGACAGCAGCAGCAGCAGGAGCAGGCCGCCCGCCAUCGCCGCCGUCCGUCGCCGCCGCCUUCGCCGCCUCCUCCCGCCGCUCUCCCCGGCGGGAGGAGCCGCGAGGAAGCUGUCAUGCAGGAACCCGGCCCGGAUCCGCCCGACCCUACCGACAACAGCACUCCCACCUCCCCAGGCGGCGGCGGGGAGGCUUCGUGGCUGCUCGGGGUUUUCGAGGCGGCGCGCGGCGCCUCCCUCCUCAGCGCCUCCCCCGCCGAGACGCCGCCGCUGACGGUGGUGGCGGUGGAGCGGUACCUGGCCGAGGCUCCGCCGUCCCCCCCGGCGCCGCCGUGCCCUGCCGCCGCCGUGCCCCCGCAGUACUGGUACGACGUGACCCUGGCGGACGGCUCCCGGCAGGAGCGCUGCCACCUGGCGCCGAGCCUCAACGGCCUGGUGCAGCGCGGCCACCUGCGGGCCGGCGACCGCCUGCGCCUCACGCGCUGCUCCUACCUCUACGACGAGCGGCGCCUCCGCUACGGCUUCCCCUGCCUGGAGGGCGUCGAGCGGGUGGCCGGGGAGCCGCCCGCCGUCCCCGUGCCCGUCGCCUCAGCGCCGCGCUGCCCGCCCCUGCGCGGCGAGAGGAAGCACUACCUGCCGCUCUGGAACAACGAGGAUCCCUACGGGGACGCCUGGGAGGCCGAGAAGCCGCCGGAGAAGGUGGACGUUGAUGUCUCUAAGCUGACUUCUCUUGGUCAGCUGGAAAUGACAUGGAGAAGCAGAGUUCACUUCCAUCCGCUGCUUGUCAGAGUGCUGCACAAGUCUAGGCUAAGGUACUACGGGAAGCCAGAGAAAAAAAUGGAUGUGCCGUAUCAGGCUUACUUUGAAGUUGCUGAUAGCUCAGGCAUGAUGUCGAUGGUUUUGUGGAAUUCGUUAUGUCCUGAAUGGUAUAACAGUAUGAAGGUUGGCACGGUACUACUUCUUGAACAGUAUGCUAUCAAAAACAGUUAUCCAUUUAAAACAAAGCCAACCCCGGGAGAUUCACAGAUGAAGAGAUUUGCUACAAUUGAAAUCAGCCUUAAUGUACGUGACCCACCUACCAAAAUAAGUAUCAUUCCAGAAGAAAUGGUUAAGCCAGAGUGGGGAUUACCUGAAGUUAAAUACCGCUUUAUCACAAGGUCAGAGCUGGAUAACUUACCAAACAAUCAUUCCUGUGAUGUUAUUGGUCUUGUGACGUUUGUAGGAAGGAUUGAACGAGCAAGAAAGAGAGGUUUCUCUAUAAAUACAACUUUCAGAAUUUAUCAAACCUUUUUUAACUUUUUGAAGAAACACGUGUUUUUCUUAAUAUUUGUUUAUAUAGAACGCAGUGAAGACUUCUGGCUCUAUCGUUGGGCGCAUGCCAUUGAUGGGACCUCAGAGCAACCAUUUAUACUGGAAAUAUUUGCAACUUCUCAGCCAGAUGUGUUUGAGCGUAUUCAUCCAAUGACAUACUUGGUGUGUACACAGAUGAGAGUGGUACGGGACCUCACUGACAAUCCUUCCAGCACAAUUUACCUUACGACUUCAAAUGAAAGUCAAAUAUUCAUUACAGGGUGUCACAAGGGCCAGCCAUACACCAGAGAUACCAAAGUGAAAAACUUCAUUCACUGGACUAAAACACAGAGUGAAGCUGAUCAAAUGAAGAAAACUGUCAUUGGUGGCUAUUAUCCUCUUCCACGACCUCCAAAUAGCUUUCUGAAGUAUUGUAAAAGUAAUAAAGUUGAAUCAGUUUUGAAAGCCAUAGGUGAAAUGGGGAAAGAAAUUGAAGAUUUGCACUACAGGGAACACAAGCGCAUUGCUAUUCAAGGAAUAAUUAGCGCCAUAAGAUACAUCAACUGUAGCAAUGUAGCUGAAGAUGCCUCAGGAGUAGAACCUGUUCAGAAAGAUACUUCUCAGUCUCUUGAAAGUUCUACCGUGUCCAAAGAAGAUGGUGUUCAGAAGGGAAACCUUCAAACUAGAGAGUUCACGUCUUUUCUGGGGCCACAGUGUGCUCCUGGGAAACAAUGGCAUCAAACUCUACAAUCGAAAAAGAGCACAGUCAAGAGAAAGACAGAAGCAGAACAGGGAAGUGCAUCUGUUAUUCCUGUACCAUCUCACCACUAUUUCACACGGUCUGCAAGAAAGAAAUUUAGCUUGGACAAAUUUCAACAUGAAGAUUUUGUUCAAGACAAAAAUGAACAGCCUGUAUCAGACAGUUCACAGUACUACCCAGACCAAGAAGGAGUAAGUGCUAUACCUGAAACUGAAGAGACUGGAGGAACUCGUGAUUCAUGGCAGAGUGACCUGUGGGCACAAGUAAAAGACAAGCUGCUGAAAUAUUUGCAUCACAGCACAGUUUUCCCAGAAAGCAUCCCACGUAAAUUUGAUUAUGUGCACAAAGACUUACUUAUGCAACAGUACAACCUUCAUGCAGCUGUGUACCAGCCAAAAGAAACUAGAACAGAUAAAAAUAUCAAUGAGUUUAAAAGCGCUAGUGGCCUUGGGUAUUAUGAAGUGACAGUUCUGGGUAUAAACCACGAUGUAGCAGUAGAUGUCGCAUUUCUCCCACUCUUCUGUCCUGAAGACCCACACUUACUUCAAAUGGAGGACAUUGAAAAUGAUACGUUAUUGUCUUGCAUGAGUUGCAUCUCUGCUUGUCAGCAGAAGACCACCAGCUAUGGAACGCUACAUGACACCUUUCCACUUUCAAAUGAAAUUGUAAGAGCAGCGAUGGAUCUAGACGGCAAACAUGUUGUCUGUAUCUUGGACAUCUGUCACUUGGGUGAUGAUAAGGUGGAAGUCUUUCUGAGCAAAAUCUACAAGACGGUGGAACCAGAUGUGCUGGACCUAGUGUAAUUUAAUAACUUAUUUUUGAAACUUAUAUAGUGUUGAAAAGGAGGGAAAUAAAAUUGCUGUAAUUUGAAUACACCCUCUACACACUGCACUUUUCUAGAACUAGCAGACAAAAAUGAUUCUUAUAACAGAGCAAUUGUCAUUCACAUGAAUGUGAAGGACAAUUGUUACCUUUGUUUUUGGCAACCUGGGAACAAUUUUUUACACGAUGUCUUGGUCACUUACGUUCAAGAAAGGUGAACUGGCAAUGCAGUGAGCUUAUCUUUUGAUAGGAAACCAAGGAGUACGACUGUGAUCUCUCUUUCUCUGCCUGUGUGCAUACAGAGGAAAAGUAUGCAUCAGGGUGAGAACUGAGAAGAGAGGCAGGCUUUUCCAGUAUUAAAGGCAAUGUUUGCAAAAGAAUUAAUUGAAAAGAAUUUAGGCUGAAAAUUAAAAUCAUUUUGAGGAUGUGAACUAUUAUGUCCCAAAGUGAUCUUUCAGUGGGAGGUACUAUAGACAGCCUCAUUAGGCUUGAACCGUACUGUGUUUGUGAAAGGGAUCACAUAUUGUGGUGCCUUAGUACUGGGGGCUGGACUCAGUGAUCCAAGAAGUCACUUUCAGUUCUUUUUACCUGACCAAGGUCAAUUGCUAUGUUUUUAUGUCUGCUUUUGUAUAUAUAGUGUUGGAUAAUGAGUAUAGCACCUAAGAUUUAUAACAUAUUUUAUUUAUUAAUUUAGAAAACAAAAUAUUAAAAAAAAAAAAAAGAAGAAACUUUGUUAGUGAAACUUUUUUCUAGCUUUGCAAGAGAAAAAAAAUAUUUUUAAGUAACAUUUAGCAUGGCUGGAUAUAGUUUGUGUCACCAUUACUUUUUCUUUCCUGUUGGUCACCACUAGCACUAUCUUUUUUCUUUUUGGUGAUAGCUGUAAUCCAAAUGCAUGAGGGAACUCAGCAGCUCCAAGAAGCUGCUGCUUCCAGGAGGGCAAAAGGCUCAAGAAUACUGUCAAGAUGUUAAGUCUCUACAAGCCAGCAGCUGCUGAGUUCCGAACCAAGUCCUGCUUUUUCUUCCCGUUGGCCUCAAAUCACUUAUGCAACUGGAUCUUUGGGAAAUUAUUCUCAAGCAGGAUCCUAAAACACAUUGCUGCUUGACAACUUGUCCAUAUGCAAUGCUGGUCUCAGCUCAGUUGUUUGAGAAGAAAUGAUUGCAUUGUGGAAGCUUGCCACUUAAAUUGUACCAUUAUUGACUAAAGCCCACAGAAUUAAUUUAUAGGAACAGAUUUGUUCUUUUUUGUAAAACUUUCUAGGUAUGUUUUAGCUCCCUGUUGGUAAUUAGGCAGUAUCUUUUUCAAGUAGCGGCUCACUUGUUUGCUCUGGGGACAAUGGACUUUGUCUUCAGGUCCUACAACUCUGUACCCUAACUUCAGUUAAUGGUAAUUGAAGGAGAAAGUUAACUGUAUUAUAAUAGAGUUUCAAUGCAACUUUGUAUAAAAAGUAAAUGUCUUAAUGUUUAGGGAAAAAAAAGGUUAAAAUUAUUCUGAGUUUCUACCAUGGUUUACAAUUUAAAAAUGUAUUAAUGAGAAAAGUUUAACUUAAAUUGCACAGACGAAAAGUGAAUUAAAUGUGACUUUGUGUUGUUUAUGUUUAUAUUUUAUAUGGAUCGUAAUAGUAUUAACUCUAGAGCAACGUUUGUCAACCCAUGGCUUUCAGAGUACUUUGUAACCUUGCCACAGAAGGCAAAAUGAACACAGGACAACCCCAGAAGAGCAGGGUGUUGCUUGCAAUUACUUGUGUAAUUUUGUUGCUCAUGGGUAUAUGAAGAUAAGAAGCUCUAGAGUGAGGAAAUUAGCACCAGCACUUCAUGUACCAAACUGAGCCAUGCUGACUGUGUCAGCAUUUUCUUAAUUUAGAUAUACUUCAGGUGGAAGUCUAAUUUUAAUAAAACCAUUAUUUCUAGAAGCAAUUUUAAAAAAUAGUUAUCUUUGUAUGAAAGGACUGAUGUGGCAAACAGAGUCACAGAGUCACUGUAUUCGGUUGUUCUAGCCACUCAAUCCAUCCCCUGCAAUAAAAAUCCAGCAAAGAUCAUUUGCUGCAUUGCACUGCUUACUAUACUUUAAAUAUGUAGCAUUAAUCAUUUGAUCCUCCGUGUUAGGAGGUUUCCUAACUCUACAAAAUGUAUCAGAAUGAUGUAGACUGUGUAAUGUGCACUUGAGACUUUUUAAGUCCAUAACUUUAUUUUACAGAAAUAGUGGUUGAAAUUUUUCAUGGCAAAAACAGAGGAGGAGACAUAUUCACUCCUGCAGAAUGAAGUGCCAACGUUAGAUGCAUACACUGUCUUUGUAUAGGUGGAGAAUAUUCAGCGCCUAUAGUAGACUUGGAAUUUGAAUACUCAGGGUAAUUCUUAAGAAGAACCUACCCCAUCCUCAUAAGUUACAUUGAACUUGGUAUGCCAACUUCAGGUGUUGAAGUGUGUUUUGUGUUGUUACAUGAUUCUACCAGUCUGUCUCUGUGUCAAAAGAGCACUCUAUAACUGGGGAGAAAGUCCAGUCUGAAAAAAACUACUGGCUAUUUUAUUUGGCGUUUAUUGACACAACUAUAAACCAAAGUAUUUUUGUUCCUGAGUUUGUCAAAAUGUGUUAAUUUUGCCAUGUGAAACCAAAAUAGCAUCUUUACUCCUGCAAAUUAUGCCAUAGGAAUCAUCUUUCUUGCUGCUGUGUAUUGUCACUGAAAUCCUGCAUUUCCAUGUUUCAUAUGUUUCCAGCAUUAAUAUCAAAGUAAAACAUAGGAAAGUAAACUGAGUGUGAAAUUAAUGGUACUUUUGUAUGUAUAAAACUUCGUAAGUUAUAGAUCUUAGAGGUAAGAUCAGUUUCAACUUAAUGUGAUGUAGAAAUAGUAUAACAGUGAAAACUGGAGAAUAUAAAUAAAUAAGUUAAUAUCUG